This is a messenger RNA of Varroa destructor (honeybee mite), 1006 nucleotides long. RefSeq names its product histone H2B. Gene Ontology annotation, cellular component: nucleosome. Lineage: Eukaryota; Metazoa; Arthropoda; Arachnida; Mesostigmata; Varroidae. The record is from RefSeq and is a predicted model, not a curated record. Gene Ontology annotation, molecular function: structural constituent of chromatin; protein heterodimerization activity; DNA binding.
UCGAGGGAUGCCUUUAUUUGAAAAAAGAUGCCGCCCGCACCGUCAGGAAAGGCCGUGAAGAAGGCUGGUAAGGCUCAAAAGAAUGUUCGUGCCACGGACAAGAAGAAGAAAAAACGCAGGAGGAAGGAGUCCUUCUCCAUUUACAUCUACAAAGUUCUCAAACAGGUCCAUCCUGAUACCGGUAUCUCCUCGAAAGCCAUGUCCAUCAUGAACUCAUUUGUGAACGACAUCUUUGAGAGAAUUGCCGCUGAAGCCUCCCGCCUGUCCCAUUAUAAUAAGAGGUCGACUAUCACCUCUCGGGAGGUUCAGACUGCUGUUAGGCUUCUGCUUCCUGGUGAACUGGCUAAGCACGCCGUGUCUGAAGGUACUAAGGCUGUCACCAAGUACACUUCCUCCAAGUAAAUUGUCGUUUCUUCGGAACAAAAAAACGGUCCUUUUCAGGGCCACCAAGCUCUAUGAGAUCAACCACCAUAGCUAUUGUAGACUAGCCGUUAUUAUUCAUUUCUCACUACUGUGCUGUGUGUGUAUAAAUCUAUAGUUUAUACACGUCUGACUCUUCAAGUAAGCUUAGAUUCUAAAAUAUCAAAUCCUUUCGCGCAGUAGCAACGACCCCAAGAGGAUCAGAGAAAUGCUCUGUCAAUUGCUAAAGCCCGUCUAUACCGUGUACACAUAGGUGAUAAUGCGAACUUAGAUGUGGGAUCGCUGAUUUUAUCUGGAGCAUCUUACCUUUUAGGACGAGCCUCCCAACGGAUAAUUAACGGCGAGUGCGCCAUUUGUUUGGCCUGGUUAUUUUUAGUCGACGUAAUAAUUACCAAGCUGUUGCGAGUUUUGCUCAAGUUACUGGAUAAAGGGAAAAGCAGCCAGUUAAUUUAUAAUUAUUAGCGUACGUCAGUGUUACUGUCACCCAUGAUCACAGCUAUCUCGAUCUUUUUCUUUUUUUAGGUGAUAAAACGUCCGAUAUUGUAGAAGUUAGUGAGUCUAAAGAAGGAUGCUUUUUUGAUCAGUA